This is a messenger RNA of Colias croceus (clouded yellow), 2147 nucleotides long. RefSeq lists its product as uncharacterized. Bases 307 to 1926 code for a protein of 539 amino acids. NCBI's taxonomy places the organism in Eukaryota, Metazoa, Arthropoda, Insecta, Lepidoptera, Pieridae. The transcript has a single exon. The record is from RefSeq and is a predicted model, not a curated record.
UCUAGACCAUACUGACCUGACUAAGACAAAAUUUAUAUAAAGACAAAUAUUGUAUGUGGUAAUGUAAAUAGCUAGCAAAUAAGGGGAAAGGAAGGUUGUUCAGAUUAUUGUUUUUUUAAUCUUUUUUGUAUAUAAUUACUAACGUAUUCCUAUCUCCUUGUUUGUAAUCUUCAUUCGGAGUACUGAAUUUUCCUUCCUUUCCCCUCCUUUAGAAAUAAUCAAGAACAUAAAAUUGCUCGUCUUCAACAAUGCAAUACUGACCCCGAUGUUAAUAAACAAGAAAAAGAAAAUAAACAUAAAGUAAGGAUGACUAUAAAAAAGAAACAACAACUAAAAAAACUUGAAGAACUUGCUGAAAAACACAAAGAAAAAAGUGAAAAAAUAUUAGCAAAAGUACAAAGAGCUUCCAAAGUCACUGAAAAAACUGAAUGCCCUUCCAAAAGCCAAAUUCCUUUGCCAAAAAAGGAAAAGAUAGUGAAAAAAACAAAUAAAGAUAUCCUUCAAAAAGAAACGCUAAAUACAGAGAAGAAAUUUGUCGAAGGCAAAAUCACAAAGCAGGCACAUGUAGCGAUUAAAGAAAUUACUAUAAAAACUAAAUUAAAGAAAGAGGUCCCGAAGAGGCAUAAAGAAAGCACUAUGAGUUUAGAUAGUCUGGAGGAUUGUCCACCGAAAUCAAGUAGGGAGAAAAAUAGCCAAUCUAUAGGAAUUAAUACAGAACUACUAUGUCCAUGCGUUCCUUGUGUAAUACACGAUACAUCUCCUCCUAAACAAAACAAGAAAAAAGAAAAAUCCGCACAAAUAAAUAAAAUUGAGACUAGCAAGUGCGAGUCAGAUGUUUUUAUAAGAAACGAAAUAAUUGAAAAUUCGUCUAGCGUUGAAUUAUUAUAUAAAAAUCCAAGUAUGGUGAGUUCUUGUGACAAUAGUAAAGAACUACGCGAACAGGCCGGUUGUGAUGAGACAGUAACCGGUUUUAAUCAAGCUGAAGUCCCUUUUUAUCAAUCCUCUUCCGAUGCAAUAGACUUUACGGAUGACAUAAAGCGUUUAGAAAUUCUAAAUGAAUAUUCUGAUACCAAUUUUGAAUCAAAAACAGAUAUUUUCAAAAAUAAUCCACCAGAAAAUUUAAUCAAGGAAGACGUCGAAGAAUACAUUGACUUGUCCAAUGAACAUUUUGAUGAAAACUAUGAACGCGAUUUAAGUGAAGAUAGUUUAGAUUGUGAUGAGAAAGAAAACGUAAUAGAUGACGAGGAUCAAAACAAUCUGGUUAGUCGCCACGGCAGUGGGGACACGUAUACAAAGUUUACUGAUAAUCCCGCCGAUUUAGAAGAAUUUCUCACGUUGACAGAUGAUAUGAUAUCUGAUAGUAAAAAUAAGAAGGAAAUUACAGACAACGACAUAGAACACAUCCAUACCCCUAAAACAAGCUCUAUUGAAUCAGUAUGUGCAAAUAGUAAUAAAGAUAUGUUAAUCAAACACAGUUUCUCAGAUACUAUUGAGGAACUAAAAAGCAAUUUUAAGGAAAUUUUACAAGAAACACGGGAGGAUGAUGUAAAUGCUGUAGAUGAUGUUAAUAGAAAAGUUUCAGACAUGGAACAUAUAACUGUUUAUGAAUUAAAAUUUUACGAUCAAAAUACGAAUGCAGAAGAAGUCAUUCCGAAGCAAGAUUCCAAUGUUAAAUUACCCGCCAUAAAAGAAAACAAUAAAUUAGUUCGAAGGGGCCCUAAAAGUAAAAACAAUGUAUCAAAUUUAUAUAAAGACAAUCGAAAAUGCAAAAUGCAGAACAAAACAAAUAAAGAAUAUAGGACUUUUAUAAUAAAAGAAAAUCGAGAAGAGAGUAGUGAUGAAGCACCGCCUUUAAAGUUACCUCGCAUUGAUUUGAAAAGGUUGUUUUAUGUUAUCUAUGUAAAUCGUUAUCAAGUUGGAAAUUAAAAAUAUAAAUUUAAGUAGCACACUUAUCUAUCUAUGUACACAUAAGUAUUUAGUGUAUUUUGAAGGCAUUGUUGUUUCGUCAUUACUUUAGUUGGGUACAUCUACUGCAUUUUACGUAUCUCAUUUUUUAGAUUAUGUACAUUAGUGUUCUUUAUCAUGCAUCAUGUAGUUUACUUUAUGUGUUCUAGUUUACAUCGUAGUGUUCAAAUUAGAAUUUGGUU